UUGGUCACAACAGUGCGGUGUGUGGGAAGAGUGUUAGACCCACCGACAGCAAGGAGAGUGACCAUGAGCAGCCUGUGGGGCUGUCUGCUAACUGCAGCUUGUUUUCUGCUAUCUGCGCCUCUGAACGCGAGUCAUCUCACCUGCAGAAAGGGUCACAGUGGCCCUACCUACGAGUCCUUACAGACUGUGUUUGACAGGAAGCCUUUCCGUCCUGCAGUGAACCUCAGUAACCCCACCAUCACCAACAUAUCCUUCACUCUGUACGCUGUGCUGGGCGUGAAUGAGAAGCAACAGAUUCUCACCACCUUCCUCUGGCUUAGACUGUACUGGCAUCACGAGUUUCUAGUGUGGGACCCAGAGGAGUGCGAUGGAGUCAGCAAGAUUUCACUUCCUGUCACAGAUCUCUGGACACCUGACAUCAUUGUUUAUGAGUUCGUGGAUGAUGACGUGUCUCAGAACUGCCCGUACGUCUACGUUAAUCACACCGGCCACAUCCGCUAUGACAGGAUGUUACGAAUCGUCAGCGCAUGCAAUCUGGAGAUCUAUACCUUUCCCUUCGACAUCCAGAACUGUUCGCUCACCUUCGGAUCCUACAUGCACACCAUCAAGGACGUCCGUGUCACUCCGGCCCUGUCCUUUGAGGAAAUCUCUGGGAAUUCCAAGCGUUACCUGGAGGCCAGUGGGGAAUGGGAGCUGGUGAUCAUCGAAGGCAAUGCGGGAAUCCUGCAGUUUGGGAUUGAUGAGUGGGACAUCAUCACUUUUUGGGUGGUGAUAAAGAGGCGGCCUAUCCUGUAUGUGGUGAAUCUGCUGAUCCCAAGCUCCUUCCUGAUGAUCAUUGACAUCCUGUCCUUCUACCUGCCUCCUCACAGCGUUGACCGCGCCUCCUUCAAGAUGACCCUCAUCCUGGGCUACACCGUCUUCCUCCUCAUCAUGAACGACCUGCUGCCCAGCACAGCUAAUGGCACACCCAUCAUUGGAAUCUAUUUCUCAGUAUGUCUGGCUCUCAUGGUGAUCAGCCUACUGGAGACCGUCAUCAUCACCAACGUGCUCCACCACAACUCCAUGAAGUACCGCCCGGUGCCAAGGUGGGUACAGGUGCUGGUUUUGGGGUACAUCGGCCGUCUCAUCUGCUACACCAAACCUGAGGAUGAAGCACGAGCCACCCCGAAAUCUGAGAGCACAGGGCCCUGGGUCUCCCAACCUUGCACACCAGCACAGACCCCAGCCAUUAAUGGCCACGUGUCCUCCCUGGGAGCAGGAUUGGCUGCCCCUCUUCCCUCUGCCAUUCCGGAGCUGAAGCAGAUCUGCCAGGACCUCAGUCUGAUGCGCAGCCAUCUUACGUCCCUGCAGAAGGAGACAGAGAGACAGGACGAGUGGUGUCACGUGGGCUACAUCAUGGACUUCCUGCUCUUCCGCAUUUAUCUGCUGCUAAUCUCACUGUACGCCAUGGUAAUCAUCUGCAUGUGGUGCAUCUGGUUCAACCAGUGAUGACCAACAUCAAGCUGAGACAACAGACCAGCAUAGCAGAGAAAUACUUUAUUGGAAAUACUUCAUACCUUUAGACACCAGUAAUAAUCCUGCAAUUAGUGAUUCUGUAAAAUUAUUAAUUCAUGUGACUGUACAUUUUGGUUAGUAACAUGGUUGGUUGAAAAUGCUUGAGUGUUUUCACAUUUACCAGCAUCAAAAUAAACUGAUAUUUCCCACAGAUCUGGAGAAGUGG
Messenger RNA from Anguilla rostrata (American eel), 1720 nucleotides. Its product is annotated as 5-hydroxytryptamine receptor 3A-like. Gene Ontology annotation, biological process: nervous system process; monoatomic ion transmembrane transport; signal transduction. The transcript has 9 exons. The record is from RefSeq and is a predicted model, not a curated record. Gene Ontology annotation, molecular function: serotonin-gated monoatomic cation channel activity; acetylcholine-gated monoatomic cation-selective channel activity. The coding region runs from base 64 to 1488 and encodes 474 amino acids. NCBI's taxonomy places the organism in Eukaryota, Metazoa, Chordata, Actinopteri, Anguilliformes, Anguillidae. Gene Ontology annotation, cellular component: postsynaptic membrane; neuron projection; synapse.